Messenger RNA from Plutella xylostella (diamondback moth), 925 nucleotides. RefSeq lists its product as uncharacterized. The record is from RefSeq and is a predicted model, not a curated record. NCBI's taxonomy places the organism in Eukaryota, Metazoa, Arthropoda, Insecta, Lepidoptera, Plutellidae.
UUUUGACAUACAUAUUUCAAUAUUGUCAAAAUUCAGUCCCAAAAUAUAAUAAAAUUAUGUAAAAACACCAAAAAUUCUAAUAAACCAAGAAUAUAAUGCACUACACUUUUAUGAACCAAUCCAAGAGUACCCACUGAAGUAGAUAGAGAGUGAACCCUCAGUACUGGUUCGACGCAAGAUCCUGUCUUCAUCUUCAGUCAUGGAUGAGCCGAAACGAGACGAGAAGUCGCGGAGGAAUGCCGGAGAGACCUUCAGCGAGGAACAUCAGGAGCAGUAUGAGGCGAUGGAGAAACAGAGCAGGCCUGACCUUCCGGAGGACCUCGCCAGCCAGGUGCCCAGGCUGAACGACGUGCUGAUGAAGCGGAGACGAAUUGCCAAUCCAAAAUUAAUCCAACUAGAAAAGGCACCUCCGAAGAAGCUAGUGUCAUCAGGGAGAAACAAAAUUGCAUCAGAAAACAGAGACGACACCGAAACACCUCACUACGACUCUAAAUGUGACGCUUGCCGCAAUCUGAAAUGCCUUGAAAUACUCCAGAGGCUAGACUUAAAACCCCCGUGCCCAAGAUCGAAAAAGGUUUCAAACCAAAGAGUAGAGAAAUAUAUGAAUCAUAGACAACAAAAGGCGGGAAGAAAAUCUAGGCAUAGACAAACUUUUCGCGCGAUUAAUAAAAAAGAUUUGAAGCGGAUAACUAGGCAAUGUGUUCUGGCACGCUCUCUUAGCAAGCCGUCUAAAGAUACGGUAAGGAGUCGAGCUGCCGCAUCGAAUUAUUCGAUUAAAACCAUAUAUCCUGACUCCAAGAAUCCAUCGGUGACAAGUUACCACAGUUUCGGAUCGAUGUCACAGGAACCGAUGGUCUGAUCCAACCUUGUUUAUUGUAUAUUGAUUUGACUCAAGUUUUUUUUAUGAAGUACUUACAUGAUUUAA